Molecule: messenger RNA, 462 nt
Organism: Necator americanus (New World hookworm)
Lineage: Eukaryota; Metazoa; Nematoda; Chromadorea; Rhabditida; Ancylostomatidae
Exons: 1
Coding region: 1-462 (153 amino acids)
Source: RefSeq, a predicted model, not a curated record
AUGAGUGUUCCACCAACUGCGUCAUUCUUACCUUAUACUAGCCUUAGUGAACUCUCUCUUGAUGUUCGUUUAUCAUUCAUUUUUACCUUGGACACACUACCCAUUCGACAACGACAGGCUGCUGCUCUUCCUAUCUUUCGACUAGAAAUCUGGGCCGGAUCCCAAAAUCAUCAGGCUACCGCUUACCGAUGGAUAGAUCUUACUAGCAUUAAUGGCCGUAAUGCCUCAUCAGUAUCAUGUGUUCACGAGUUAUCCUGUUUCGCUCUGCUCACUGAUUGGACAGAUGACAUUUGUCCAUUCUAUUUGUACCCAUUUGCCGCUCUCUGCAUGUUCUCGAUCAAGACGUCUGUACUGUCAGGUAACUCCAAAGCUUGGACACUAGUGCUUAAGUUGGGUGUGAUUUCUUCACAAGUGCCUGUUACGAUAGAAAUCACAUCAACUCUGCACUUUUUAUCUUUUUGA